Molecule: messenger RNA, 4209 nt
Organism: Rhopalosiphum maidis (corn leaf aphid)
Lineage: Eukaryota; Metazoa; Arthropoda; Insecta; Hemiptera; Aphididae
Gene: pwn
Exons: 11
Coding region: 410-3952 (1180 amino acids)
Molecular function (GO): calcium ion binding
Source: RefSeq, a predicted model, not a curated record
UUCUGGCUGUCUUUCUAUGACGGUAUACCGCGUGCGCGCUUGAGUUUCCGUUACCCGCUCAGUAUAUGAUAAUAAUAAUAUCUCGGUGACUUUUUUUUAUUAUUUAUUAUUGAUUUAUAUACAUUUUUUUAUUAUUUUAAUAAAAAUAACAACAAAGAACAUAAGUUCAACCGAUUGGCCCAGUUCCUUUUUUUACUACUCGCACGGUCCUUUUGUUGACAUUGUUUUUUGUUUUUCUACAAACAAAUUAAUAAUUUUAAUACUUAAGUAUUGUUUUUAAAUUCAAGUUUUGUGUAGUGUGUGUAUGUGUGCGUGUGCUUACGUAUAUUUUGCUUGAAAAUAUAUGUGUAUAAAACGUCGCGGUCGGUGUGAUUAACACAAAAAUGUGAUUUAGCGUCAUUACAACACGAUGUGGAGGAGUAAUUUUAAAAUGACUAUGCUACUGCUGCUUGUUAUCACCAUAAUAGGUGUGGCGUGCGGCGAAAACGACAGCGGACGUUCGGACGGAGUGGUGCGAGUGGUGCGCAGGCGGCACCUGGACGAGGCGACCAAGGCGGGCCACGAAUCGAACGAGAUAGACGACGACCACCGUGCGCGGGCCGACAUGUCGCUGACGCGGGCCGAAGAAUUCAAGUCGACCGCGGCGGCGUGCGGCGGCGCCGGGUGCGGUGAAAUGUCGCAAACCGAGCGGGCCGCGCCGGCGGUGGUGCUCGACGGCGACGACUCUCAACUGAUCGCGUCGUCUGCGGUCCAUCCGUCGACGGCGGACGAACAGACGUCCGAGUCGCAAUACUAUUACGAGUACGUGGGACCGACAAAGAUCGGUUCGGGGGAAGCCAAGAGGGCUUCGUCGCGUGGCAGAUCACUCGUACCGACGGAGCCCGAUACUGCAGCGCAACAGACGCAGCAGGGACGACAGCAGCAGCAGCAGCAGCAGCAGAUGGAUGUGACGGCGGCGACGGACCGUCAGCAGAUCCGUAAGGCGGGUAACAGCGACAUGGAAGACAUACUGGACGGGUUCGUCAAGCUGCUGAACGGUCAGCCCGGCCAAGCCGGUUACCGGCAGCCCAUCAAGACGCGCAUCAACAACCGCGGACCUCCGCGCAUAUCGGACGCUUCGGUCGUAAUGGAACCGCCGGCGUUCGUGCCGAUGCCGCAACACCAGCACCAACACCAGCCACAGCAACAGCACCCGCACCAGCAACAGCUGCCGGCCCAGAACAAGCCCAAAGACCCGCCGCCGUAUCCGUUUGACGUGCCGCAGCCCGUCCGGCCGCUGCCGCCGCAACCGCCCAAUCUCGUCAAACCGUUCUUGACCGGCGUGCCGUUGCCCGAACAGUUGGUACCCACCGACGGCGGUGGCGACGACGACGAGCUGGGCCCGCCGUCUUUGCAGUACGAAGACGACGUGUCGCACCUGCCGACGGCGUCCAGACGACCGGUGCAGCACGUGCAGACGGUCAAACCGCAACAGGAGUACGACUUGUUCGCGGACGGCGGCCACCCGCACGGCGCCGGCGGUCACGGGCCUUCGACCGCUUUUAGACCGAUCGAAAACGUGACAGAAAAAUUCACGGUGGACGUGCCUUCGUCGCUGUCGCCACCGGCGGCCUCGGACAGACCGGCUGCGAUUGCUGUCGCCGAGAAACCGACCACGACGGACAAACCGUGGUCGGCGAUCGACAUCAACGCGACCCGUGUGAUCGGCCUCCAAGUGUCGAAAAUCGUCGACCACUUGACCUCGCCGGUGGUUCCCGCUUCGCCGAUCGGAGUGACCGAUCACACCGCAGCCACCACCGCCGCCGCGGCGCCCACGACGACGACUACAACCGCUACUACCACUACCUCCGGCACCAGCAGCAGCAGCAACACCGCCGCGGAAUCGGCGUCCACGACGACUGCCGCUCGACCGGAAACCACGUUGGCCGGCGAACACGUGACCGGCGUCGGUUCGGCUGUCGUUGUGCUGGAGCCGUCCACUUCGGAGGAACCGCAUCGCGACGACACGCACAAACCCACCGACAACAAGCUUCCCCCCAGCAAGUCCACGCCGCCCGUCAAGAAGGCUCCGCAACAGUCGGAAGGAUUCCCGUAUUACUCACGCCCGGGGAUCGUGCUGGACGAUCCAGAAUUCAAACCCCACAUCGGAGGCCAGAGACGUCCUAUUCAAGUGCAGGUACCCAGUAAAGGUGACGUUUUCGACAUAAUGGUGUCCGCCAUACAAGGGCCGGGUGACAAGCCAGCACUGCUCAGUCCUGACGAAAUAUCCCCGUCGGGCGUCGGAAAAGGAGAAGUGUCCGUGAUAACGUCGGCAGAACCGAACCAGCAGUUCGUAUCCAUCGACGGCAAACGCACGUACAUCAACUUGUUCGGUUCAGCGGAACCAACUGCGGUGGCGCCUCAGUCCAUAAAGCCGACCAGCGCUGCUUCCGGAUCAUUUUCGGUCAGUCAAGUGCUACAGCCACACGGCGCGUCCAGUCCGCAGGGAUCAGCACCGCCGUCGCCGCCAAGCGGUGGCAAACCGUCAGCGCCAGCCUGGAAACGGCCUACACAUCCGCCAGUGAGGAUCGACACUUGCAUCGUGGGCGACGAUACGACGUGCGAUGCGGCGCAGCAUGAGAGGUGCCGCACCGAGCUUGGCGUGUCCUCGUGCCUCUGCAGGCCCGGAUACAGCAGACGAAAGCACCGGGACCCGUGUCACAGAAUCGUAUCCAUCGUUUUUUCGCUACGCGUUGAUCGGUUAUAUGACAAUAAGAUCACGUGGACGGAAAAGUAUAAGGAUUCCGAGACCCAAGAAUACCAACAACUUGAACAUGAAGCAGUUAGAGCGAUCGAUUCGGCGUUUUCGAUGACACCGUUUUCGGAUACGUUUGUCGGCGUCAAGAUCAACAACGUGUACAUGUCCAAGACGACACCUGGCAUGCCGGUCAUGGUUAAUGCUACGGUACAGUUGACGGAGAACGCAGAACACUUGCGGUCGUCUGUCAAGCAAGACGUGCAAAAACAACUGACGGGCGCGUUGCAGAGGCGCAACAACAACGUGGGCACCAGCGGCCUGUGGGUGGAUUCGCCGGCCGGCGCAAUAUCUCAACUUCAUGAUCUUGACGAGUGUAACAGCCCGGAACUGAACGACUGCCAUCCGUUGGGCAAAUGCACGAACGUGUUCGGCACGUUCCAAUGCGCGUGCCCAGACGGUUACAGGGACCCAUGGAUUGGAAAUGCUCAGCGCAGUGGUCGGACUUGCGAAACUUGCGACCCGGGCCAGUGUAACCUCCGGGGAGAAUGCUUCUUCCAGGCAGGACAGCCGGUGUGCAAGUGUUCGGGAUCGUUUUACGGAUCGCAGUGCGAGAUCGACGGCGAAGUACUGAGCGUGGCAGUCGGCUCUUCCAUUGCCGCCAUAUCCAUCAUCGUGCUGACGCUGGUGUGUCUGUGCGCGUGGAGCCGCCGCUGGAACAAGGAGCAGAAAGUCGGCUCGCCCGUGUUCGGGUACAUGCCGACCGGCGGCAGCACUGUGAAAACGCCCGUGAUCGGCGGCCCGCCGUACCAGGUAUCCAUCGAGGACCGCAUGAGAUGGGCCCAAAUCGCCGACGCCAUGGCGCACGCCAACCACUAUGCCCCCGAACCGGUAAACGGCACCAUGCGGUCGAACAUGUUCGGGUACGCGGGCGCACCGAUGCCGCUGCCCAGGCUUCGGCCGCCGGGCACGAGCACGAUUUCGCAUGCAUUUCGCACGCCGGAGUCGAGCACCAGCGAAGAAGAGGACCGGACCGAUCUGCUGGGCCGCAGCUUUCAGACCUCGUCCAGACCGAAGAGCCGAUCUUCCUUGGCCAAUCAGAGCGGAAUUUACUACGACGUGGAUUACGAACAACAGCAGGGCGAAAUGACGUUCUCGCCCGGUUGCAUUCCGCUGAGCACGUACACCAUUGGCAGCCGCUCAAACUACUACCGAUGAUGACGAUGACGAAAACCUUACGAUACAGUAUAGAUGAUGAAUAUCGCACGUGUACUGUAUAUGUGUUAUUAUUAUUAUUAUCAUCGUUUAAGCGACACAGACUGAGAACACAAAACGCGUUUACACGUACCCCAAUAAAAUAAUAAUUAUAUAUACCUACACUGUUAUUGCUGUACACCCUACACACACACACACACACACACAUAUAUAUAAUAUUAUAUAUAUAUAUGCCAUUGAUGAAAAAAACCAAACAUGUA